AUGAAAGAUCUCUCUCUCUUCUUCCUCAAGAAAUACUCUAUUGCCUCGAAAAUGCGAGGAAGAGGUCCACGAAGCGGCUUCGGGAGCUCUUGUGGCGGAGAUGACUCGACCUCUACACUAAACCAACAUGAAAAGAAUGAUGUAGGCCUUUCGGCUGCUCCUGAAAACACUCCUUUUAGUGGAGGGUCGCCAAGAACGCUAGAGGAGAUGAUACUUCAGCUAGAGGUUGAAGAAGAUAUUGUUCGAAGAGCUAGACUUCGUGAAUCUUACUACGGUACUUAUGAUAAUUACGAUGAUGAUGAUCAAGAUGAUGAUACGUUAUAUCAUCAGCCCGUUCGGAUGUCAUGCGUUAACAGUUCCGAUAUUUUGAGGUCUGCGAGGAACGCACUGAAUCAGUAUCCACGUUUCUCGCUGGACGGUAAGGAUGCAAUGUACCGGUCAUCAUUCCGGCGCCAGCUUGGUACCAGUGUUGAUCUGACGAUACAAGGUGGACGGAAAUCCCACUGCGGGGACCAACGGACAUCAAAGAGAUCAAGUCAGGUGAGCUUGGAGACAAAACGGUUGCCUCGGACGGUGGCUGGAGAAAGUGUAAUUUGGUGCAAGACAGGGGUGGUUGCAAAGCUGAUGGGGCUGGAGAUGAUACCUGUUCCGGUCAAGGGGAAAAAGGGAAAAGAUAAGCUAGGGACUCUGCUCAAAAGAGAGCGUCUAAGGAGGAGAGAACGGACAUUGGACAUUAAUGGUCGGAUCGGUCCGAUGACUGAAGCUUCUUGCUCGUCCGGAGGGUUUAACAUGAUGAAACCGACAAGAGCGGUUGGGUCGCCUAGUCGUGUGGGUGGAUGGCCCACAGUCCCGUUCCCUUAGAGUUACGUUACAAAACUAGCCUUCAGAAACCUUCAUGUU
Messenger RNA from Capsella rubella, 900 nucleotides. RefSeq lists its product as uncharacterized. The record is from RefSeq and is a predicted model, not a curated record. Lineage: Eukaryota; Viridiplantae; Streptophyta; Magnoliopsida; Brassicales; Brassicaceae. Bases 1 to 861 code for a protein of 286 amino acids. The transcript is spliced from 2 exons.